AUGAUCCCAUUGCACCAUCUUCUGAAGGAAGGCCAAAAUCUCCCUAAAGGUCAUAAACCCCCAAAAAGAAAAACUCAACAGGCUAGGAGAAAUGUUACCACAAAAACAAGUCGAAAGAAAAUUCCUACGAAUGUUCCAUCUGUUCCCAUUGAUGGAAUUUCUUUUCACCACGAGGAAAGUGUUCAACGCUGGAAGUUUGUGAUGCAGAGGAGAAUUGUCGAUGCGGUAAAUAUAUCUGACAAAUACCAAUCUUGCAUGAGUAUCAUGGACCUUAUCCAUAAGGCUGGUUUGGAAAAAACUAUCUCGAAUGUUGGCCCUUUUUAUCCCCAACUAAUUAGAGAAUUUAUCGUCAAUCUGCCUGAUGAGUUUAAUGAUCCGAGUAGUGCUGAUUAUCAGACAGUGCACAUUAGAGGGUUCAAAUUUGUGAUUUCACCUACUGUGAUAAAUGGUUUUCUUGAAAAUACUGUUGAUUUUGACUGCUCUCCAUCAUGUCCUAUUACUGAGGUUCUAGCUACUGUCUUAUCUGGAGGGACCUUGUCCACAUGGCCUGUGAAUGGAAUUCCUGCGGCUGCUCUCAGCGUCAAGUAUGCCAUUUUGCACAAGAUUGACAUUGCCAAUUGGUUCCCUUCCUCACAUGCCUCAAGCAUAUCUGCUGCCUUAGGUACAUUUUUAUAUCAAAUUUGCAAUGAUGAUAAAGUAAAUACGGGUGCCUUCAUUUACAAUCAACUAUUGAGGCAUGUUGGGUCAUUUGAGGUCAAGAUUCCCAUUGCUUUUUUGAGGUUGUUCUCCAGUCUGCUGCUUCACCUAAAUGGAGCAGUGCUUACUGUAACUGAUGCUCCUGGACCUGAACCUAAGACAAUUGCUCUUAGCCACAGACUCUUUCAAGGCAGUCAUGUGCCUGAUAUUGACCAUGAUGUGCAUCCAACUCGAGACCCACGUAUUUUGACACUACUGACUGGGAUGAGUCUGCUGAAGGCUUCUAUAUGGAUCGUGAGUUAG
Messenger RNA from Cucumis melo (muskmelon), 999 nucleotides. RefSeq lists its product as uncharacterized. The transcript has a single exon. The coding region runs from base 1 to 999 and encodes 332 amino acids. The record is from RefSeq and is a predicted model, not a curated record. Lineage: Eukaryota; Viridiplantae; Streptophyta; Magnoliopsida; Cucurbitales; Cucurbitaceae.